This is a messenger RNA of Podospora anserina S mat+, 1611 nucleotides long. RefSeq lists its product as uncharacterized. Gene Ontology annotation, molecular function: basic amino acid transmembrane transporter activity. Gene Ontology annotation, cellular component: fungal-type vacuole membrane. NCBI's taxonomy places the organism in Eukaryota, Fungi, Ascomycota, Sordariomycetes, Sordariales, Podosporaceae. Gene Ontology annotation, biological process: basic amino acid transport; transmembrane transport. The record is from RefSeq and is a predicted model, not a curated record.
AUGUAUUUAAGAUGCGAGGUCUCCCAUUCUACUGUGAAGACCAACCUGCCGCUUACCUUGAAGAGCCGUCGUGACCAUAGGGCCUCCUUCUUCACAAACCUUCACUGUCGCCAACUCAAACCUCGAAAGAUUCUUCGACCCGAGAAAAUGUAUCUAGCAGUUCGAUACGCCAAGAAGAAAUACCGCCAGCAUCGUGGACAACCUCCCUCCUCAGCGGAGUUCAUCCAGCCAUGUUUCCUCCUCCCCCCUUACACCCUCCAAGCACUCGACACGACAAUCAUCGCCUCUGCCUUGCCCUCCAUAGUUUCAGACUUUGACCAAAAAUCCCAACUAAACUGGCUCACCACCUCCUUCAACCUCCCCUCCGCUUCCUUCCUCCCCCUCUGGGCCCAGCUCGUCGACAUUUUCGGCCGGUAUCCCUCCCUUCAGCUUUCCAUUCUCAUCCUGACGGUCGGCUCGGCAAUAUGCGCCGCUUCCCCUUUGGCCUCCUCUGCGGGAUGGGGAGUGAUGUUAUUCGGAAGAGGGGUGCAGGGGGUGGGAGCGGCGGGUAUGAGUGUUUGUGUCAGGACUAUACUGGCUGACAGAGUAAGCCUGGCUGAGUACGCCAAGACCUGGACCCUCUUCGCGGUGUUUACUGCUGUUGGGUUUAGGGUUGGGCCUGUGGUAGGUGGGUUUCUGAGUCGGGGGAGGGAGGGGUGGAGGUGGUGCUUUGGGGUUAAUGUACCGGUUGGAGCGGUGGGGAUGGGGGUUGUGUUGUUUCUUUCGGGGAUGGGGCUGUUGAUUUUGGGACUUACGUGGGCGGGAGGGGAGUAUGCAUGGGGGUCUGUUGCUGUGGUUGUGCCGUUGGUGGCUGGAGGGGUGUUGACGGUUGGGUGGGUGGGAUAUCGGUGGGCGAUGGUGCCAGGGAGGAAACUGGCCAGAGUGUUUCCGAGGCAGAGAGCGAUGAUGCCUUGGGGGUUGCUGGUGCGGAAGGAUAUCGGGUUGCUGUUUGCGGCGAUGUACUCGGUGAUGUACUUCAUGGACAUUUACUUUGUCGAGGUCAUGGGGCAUGAUUCGAGUGGUGCUGGGUUGGCUUUGCUGUAUUUUCUGCCUGGGAUGGGAGUUGCAGCUGGCGUGUACAUGGCCAUGUUCUGGAUCAAUGUCUGGCCUCGCCAAACCUUGCCUGCGUUUUUGCUGGGAACGGUCACUUCAGCAGUUGCAAUCUCCGUUCUGCCUUAUGCGUGUUGGACCGAGAAAACCAGCGUCGUCUACGGCAUGAUGGCACUUGCCGGGUUCGGCGUGGGCACAAACACAAACCCCGGAUCGUUGCAUGGACUGGCAUAUUUUCCACACAUGACAGCUGCCAUCACCUGCAUUGUCACGUUUGCUGUUCCUUUUGGAGGUACGAUUGCCUUGACCAUCAUGUCGACUGAGGGAAGCCAUGAGGUGGUCCAUGGUGCCUGGUUGUGGAGCAUUGUUCGGGGUCAAAGGCUUGAGAAGGCGAAGAUGGCAGGUGCACGGGAUGAGUCUGGUCUACCUCUUGUUCCAUUGAGUGAGAGAGAACCUUUACGAAGCUCCCUAUUUAUCUUACCAGCACCCUCCCCCACACCCCCCCCCCUCCAUACCUAUUAA